Messenger RNA from Babesia ovata, 942 nucleotides. RefSeq lists its product as uncharacterized. The transcript has a single exon. Lineage: Eukaryota; Apicomplexa; Aconoidasida; Piroplasmida; Babesiidae. The coding region runs from base 1 to 942 and encodes 313 amino acids. The record is from RefSeq and is a predicted model, not a curated record.
AUGCUCGCAACCUUCCUUGACAGCCUCAAUAUUCUUCGUUAUAUAGUCAUUGUUACUUGUGCUUUUGUUUUGCGUAACUUUUUCACCGGCUUCUUUUGCUUCGCCGUGAAGCUGUUUCUUAAUAUGCUCGAUAAUUUGGUCACGAAAUAUCUUGUCAAAUGUGAUAUCAUCGCCCAGCACCAUCCUCGUCCGGCCAUCAUUGACAUGCUGUUUAAUCCACUCGUUAAACCACUCCACAACCCUCUGUCUUUGCUUGCCCAAAAUGCCCUGCAACCACCCAUUCACUAUGUCGUCAAAUUUAUUACCGACGAACGCUUCAUAAUAAUGUUGUAUCGCACUCUGAAUUCCUUCAAGGCCUUUACCAUCUCUACGUUGCCAACCAUUUUCUGUCCCUUCACUCCCCCUAAUCUCCCCAACCUUUUCUUUAAUCUUAUUGAAAAUCUUCUCAAGUUUCUUUUUAUCCUCCGCGUUACUUAUUUCAAACUUCUUACCAAGCUCCGCAAUCGCCGUGUCAACCGCUUCGACUCUAUCGUUAAGCGGCUUUUGGAUAGCACUCUGAAACUUAGUGUCAAGCUCUUUUUCAGCUUGCUGAAUUGUGCCAUCCGGACCAGUAGUCUGAUCCAACUCACUCUUCUUCUUGUUAAGCUCUUCCAACUGACCACUUACAAGACCAUUAUGUCCAUCCAUAUUAUUUGCAAGCCCCUCAAUCUUCCCCCUCAAAAUCCCCAAAUCACUCUUCACUUUCUCAUCCAGUCUCUCAACUUCCAACUGCUGAAUCACAUCUCCAAUCCCACUCUGAAUCUGCGUCUUUACACUCUUCAAAUCCUUCUUAAGGCUUUCGUCCAUUUUCACAACAGCCUGCAACGCCUUAGUGACCUCAGAUUCAACAUGCUCCUUAGCCUUCUGCGCCGCACUCAAAAGUAUCGCCGCCUUAUCUUUUAA